AAACCCACUGUCCCAGAAAAAGCGCCUAUGGGGUCAAUUACAACUAGUGCUCCAUUUGAGCUCGUUUCUAUUGAUUAUCUUCAUCUGGAGCCAAGUAAGGGAGGAUUUGAGUAUGUAUUAGUCUUGGUCGAUCAUUUUACACGCUUCGCGCAAGCGUACCCAACUAAGAACAAGUCAGGCAAGACAGCAGCUGAGAAAAUCUUCAGUGAUUUUAUUCCCCGUUUCUCUUACCCUCAGAUUUUGCACCAUGACCAGGGACGGGAGUUUGAGAAUAAUCUAUUCCAGCGGCUCCAACAGCUGUCUGGCAUUGCUCACUCUCGUACUACCCCAUACCACCCGCAGGGGAAUCCGGUCGAACGGCUGAAUAGAACGCUGUUACAGAUGCUGCGCACUCUCCAAGAGGAAAGGAAAACUGAGUGGAAAGAUUAUUUGCCCCAUAUAGUCCAUGCGUACAAUUGUACGAAACAUGAAGCCACCGGCUAUUCACCAUUCUUUCUCCUCUAUGGAAGAGCCCCACGCCUGCCCAUCGACUUAGUCUUUGACCUGGGGACAGAGGAAGAAGUGCCAAGUCGCGAGGAAUAUGCACAGAAAUGGGCUACUCGAAUGCAAGAGGCUUACAGGAUAGCCUCAGAGAAUAGUCGUAACAGUUCAGCUAAAGGAAAAAAAUACUACGACCGUGGUGUUAAAGGAAUUGCACUUCAGCCAGGAGACCGCGUGCUUAUCAGGAACCUCUCAGAGAGAGGUGGCCCUGGCAAACUCCGUGCUUACUGGGAGAAGACAGUGCACAGAGUUAUUGAAAGGAUGGGGGAGAGCCCUGUGUACAAAGUUCAAGCUGAAAAGGGUGACCAAACUACCCGUGUACUCCAUCGUAACCUUCUCUUAUCUGUUAAUGACUUGCCAUUCGAACAAGAUGAGCAAUCUUGUCAUGCACCACGGCAACAAAUACAGCAGAGACCCAAACAGACGAACAGCAGAGAAGUAGAUGAGCAAGAUUCUGAUGGUUCUGUUGACGAGGAGGGAUAUGUGUACAAUCCCCGACGGCUGCCUGUGUACACAAGGAGAACAAUCAGACAUCAGAAGCCUCCAUCUGAUACAUUCAGCAAUCUCAGAGUAGGGGCACAAGAAUUCCAACCUCCAAGACGUGCAUCAGCUUCAGGUGCUGAGUAUCAGCAAAUGGAAUAUGCUCCCAUUGUCGUACCGGCAUCGGCACCAGCACAACUACAGGAUGACAUACCGUCUGCUGAGAAUGUCCAUGAACAAACUGGAACAGUUGAUCGAGCAGAUGAUACAGGUCAAGGAAUGCCAGAGGGGAUGGUUGAGCCUGAUAGAGAGUCACAAGGUGGAGAGCUCUUAAGGAGGUCCACCCGCAGGGUUCAACCCAGAGAGAGAUUCACUUAUGACCAAUUUGGGCAACCAUCAUACCAGCCCUGGGGACACGGAGUUAAUGCUAUGUUCUCGUUUGUUCCUUACCCCAUGACUCCGUACCCCAUCUUACUCGGAACAGACUACUACCCUACUCCGACUGUGUGGACUCAUUAGACAGAUGGCUUCUCCUAGACUGUUACCUGUCUAGGUUAUUUCUUGUUGGUGUAGUUCUAGAUGUCCGGAGACAUCUCUUGAAGUGGGGGAGAGUAUAGUGGGUCUAGAAUUAAUGUUUUACUAAAACAGACACCCCCAUUUUUGAAAAGAUUAUUUUAUUUUAUGAUGAUUAGAACAACUUUCUAACAUUAACUGACACAUGUCGAUGACCACCUAGUCAGUAAAGGGCGUUACUGUGAGUGAAUGAACAAACGAGGAAACUUCUGUAGUCUCUGCCCGCGCAUGCGCAAUCAAUAAUAAACCGCUGCCAGCAGAGCCAGGUACAACGUAUUAACGUGUCCGUUCCUCAUCAUUCACAGAUCCACAGCGCAUCCUGCCUGUGUAUCGCUUGUGCCGGCCCAGAUUUCCCCUAGGUCUGAGGCCGGUAAC
Messenger RNA from Fundulus heteroclitus (mummichog), 1968 nucleotides. RefSeq lists its product as uncharacterized. NCBI's taxonomy places the organism in Eukaryota, Metazoa, Chordata, Actinopteri, Cyprinodontiformes, Fundulidae. Bases 28 to 1539 code for a protein of 503 amino acids. The transcript has 2 exons. Gene Ontology annotation, biological process: DNA integration. The record is from RefSeq and is a predicted model, not a curated record. Gene Ontology annotation, molecular function: nucleic acid binding.